Clupea harengus (Atlantic herring) is the source of this 1149-nucleotide messenger RNA. It is a transcript of the gene parapinopsina, whose product is annotated as parapinopsin a. Gene Ontology annotation, biological process: G protein-coupled receptor signaling pathway; visual perception. NCBI's taxonomy places the organism in Eukaryota, Metazoa, Chordata, Actinopteri, Clupeiformes, Clupeidae. Gene Ontology annotation, cellular component: membrane. Gene Ontology annotation, molecular function: G protein-coupled receptor activity. The record is from RefSeq and is a predicted model, not a curated record.
AUGGAACAGCACAACCUCGCCACCAGCGUCCAGCUGGACAUUUUGCCUCAGACAUCGGUGAACGACCACAUCCUGUCACGGUCGGGUUAUACCACACUGGCUGCGAUCAUAGGUGUCUUCUCCAUCACAGGCAUACUCUUUAACAUCACCGUGAUUGUGGUGACACUUCGUCACAGACAGCUGCGUCAGCCUCUGAACUAUGCCCUGGUGAACCUGGCAGUGGCAGACCUGGGUUGUGCCCUCUUUGGUGGACUGCCCACUAUGGUCACCAAUGCCAUGGGCUACUUCAGCCUGGGUAGAGUUGGAUGUGUGAUAGAGGGAUUCGCAGUAUCUUUCUUUGGUAUCGCUGGCCUGUGUUCAGUCGCAAUCAUUGCUAUGGACCGCUACGUGGUGGUGUGCCGACCGCUAGGGACAGUCAUGUUCCAGACCAGACACGCAGUGGCCGGUGUUGUCUUCUCCUGGGUGUGGUCCUUUGUUUGGAACACCCCACCACUCUUUGGGUGGGGCAGCUAUCAGCUAGAAGGGGUUCUGACCUCCUGUGCCCCAGACUGGUACAACAGAAAUUUGGGGAAUAUGUCUUACAUAGUGUGUUACUUCUUCCUGUGUUUUGCCAUACCGUUCUCCAUCAUUCUGGUAUCUUACACACGGCUUCUGUGGACACUCAGACAGGUGGCUAAACUCCAGAUGUCAGAGGGAGGAAGCACUGCAAGGGCAGAGAUGCAAGUGGCUCGUAUGGUGCUCCUCAUGGUGGUGGCUUUCCUGAUCACCUGGCUACCCUAUGCGUCCUUCGCCCUCUCUGUUAUCCUUGACCCCAACUUGUACAUUGACCCAGUGAUUGCCACUGUGCCCAUGUACCUGGCCAAGAGCAGUACCGUCUUCAACCCCAUCAUAUACAUCUUCAUGAACAGACAGUUCAGAGACUGUGCUGUGCCUUUCUUGCUCUGUGGAAGAAACCCAUGGGCCUCAGAGCCAGAAGGAUCAGAGGCACAGACAGCAGUGUCUACAGUGAGCAAGAGCAACCAGGUCUUGCCUUCUUGAAAUGCAGGCCACAUGCAUUUGCGUUAGGAAAAAAGUAUGUAGAACAAGAAUGUUUUAAGAUAAGAUCUGAUUACUAUAUCUGUUUUUACAAAAGACAUGUUUUGAUUAAUU